CCAUAGCUUUUCGUCCCACGAUAUAUAGCUCAUCUGUAAGACAUACGCGCAGCCAUAGCAGCAUGUCGGCGGUGCAAAACGCGCGAAUUCCGCGCUCACCGCCUGGGCGCGACCAGGCCGGUCGCAACGCGGGCCCCGCCACGAUAGCCAGCCGCCAUGACAAGAUCGUAAAAUCGCAAGAAGAUAAAAGACAGUAUAGGGGUUUGGAGCUGACUAAUCGUCUCAGAGUGCUUCUGGUGAGCGAUCCGACCACAGACAAGUCUGCUGCCGCUAUGGACGUGAACGUUGGGUAUCUAAGCGAUCCAGACGAGUUGCCAGGAUUAGCGCAUUUCUGUGAGCACAUGCUAUUUAUGGGGACCAAGAAAUAUCCGGAGGAAAACGAAUACAACAAGUUCUUGUCAGAGCAUGGUGGCUCGUCGAACGCUUCCACGUCCUCUGACCACACAACUUACUACUUCGAUGUUCUUCCUCACCAACUGGGGCCCGCAUUGGACAUUUUCGCGGAAUUCUUCAUAUCCCCCCUGUUCACGGAGUCGGCAACGGAGCGUGAACUAAGUGCUGUCAACUCUGAGCACGAGAAAAACACAUCUUCAGACACAUGGCGUUUGGAUCAACUCAAUAAGAGUACAGCAAAUCCUAAACACGCAUAUCACAAAUUUGGUACAGGCAACAAAGAGACUUUAGAAACCAUACCGAAGGCAAAAGGAAUCGACGUUCGGAAAGAAUUACUCAAAUUCCACCAGAAAUGGUACUCUGCUAACAUCAUGACUCUCGUCGUCCUUGGAAAAGAAUCCUUGGACGAACUAGAAGUAAUGGUAGCAAACCUAUUCACAGCUGUAGAGGAUAAGUCAGUGAUCGCACCCUCUUGGCCGGAUCACCCGUACCCUCCCGAAUUGAGAAGGAAGAGGUUCUAUUACCUCCCUGUUAAGGAUUUACGGUCAUUGACUAUUGAUUUCCCCAUUCCGGAUACGAGAAAUCAGUAUAAGAGUGGGCCAGGCCACUACCUGUCCCAUCUACUCGGACACGAAGGUCCCGGCAGCUUGCUUUCAGCCCUCAAAGCCCGGGGAUGGUGUAACAGUCUGGUGGGCGGUUCCCGAAUAGGCGCCCGCGGCUUCGCCUUCUUUGGUGUGCAGGUUGACCUCACCGAGCAAGGCAUUGAACACAUCGAUGACAUCAUUCAGUUGGUAUUUGAGUACAUCGCGAUGAUAAAAGCGAUGGGUCCCCAGCGCUGGGUGUGGGAAGAGCAACGUGACCUUCUCGCAAUGGAUUUUAGGUUCAAGGACGCUCAAGAACCGCGCAGUCUUGUCGUGGGACACGUGCAUUUGUUACAGGAAUUUCCAAUGGAGGAUGUGCUCUCAGCGUACUACCUGCUCUCAGAGUGGAAGCCAGAAUUGAUCACCGAGAUGCUAGAUUUUCUCACACCGGACAAUGUUCGAGUUUGUGUUAUCGCUAAAGGCUUCGCAGACAAAUGUACUCUAACAGAGCCUUGGUACGGCUCCAAAUACCUGUUGGAAGAAAUCGAUGCAGCUAAGCUAAAGGAAUGGAAAUCUGUGAAGUCGUCUCAGGAACUCCAUCUUCCCCCACCUAAUGAGUUCAUACCAUCGAAAUUAGACAUGGAAGCCACCACGGAUGUUACCUGUGAAGCUAUUGCACCUACCAUUCUUAAGGAUACACCAAUGAUGCGGCUCUGGUUUAAGCAAGACAAGGAGUUUUUGCUGCCAAAAGCCUUCCUAACUUUUGAGCUAGUCAGCCCUCUAUCCUACUCGGAUCCCCUGAACUGCAACCUGACCUCAGUGUGGGUGUUAGUUCUUCGUGACAGCCUACAGCAGUUCGCGUACGCAGCAGAGCUGGCCGGCCUUCGGUGGAGCAUCGGCAACGCCAAGUACGGACUUAGCGUAACAAUAGACGGUUUCGACGACAAGCAGCAUGUGUUACUAGAAAAAAUAUUCGACCAUAUUGUCAACUUUAAAACGGACCCAAAAAGGUUCGAGAUCAUGAAGGAGAAUCAUAUAAGGGCUAUUAAGAAUUUUGAGGCAGAACAACCCUAUCAGCACGUGUUGUACCAACAAGCUCUGUGCUUGUCCGAUUUGGUCUGGACCAGAUGUCAAUUACUAGAGGCAGCUGAAUCAAUGACUCCGCAGCAGCUUGACGAAUAUGCAGCUUCGAUGGUCCGCAAGGUACACGUUGAAGGCAUCAUGGUGGGAAAUCUCACGCGGGAGAGAGCCCUCAAAGUGGCCGACGGUAUUGAGAACAAGUUACCAAAAGACGCAACCCCGUUGUUGGCGCAACAACUGCUGUUAUAUCGUGAAGUUGAGCUUGAAAAAGGAGCAUCAUACUUGCGCGAGACCAACAACAAAGUGCACAAAUCCUCGUGCACGUCUGUGUAUUACGCGUGCGGCGUAAGAGCAUUGAAACAGAACGUUAUUCUGGAGCUGUUGGCGCAAACGCUGCAUGAACCCUGCUUCAACAUUCUCAGGACUAAGGAGCAACUGGGAUACAUAGUGUUCAGUGGCAUACGCCGCUCUAACGGCGUACAAGGACUCCGUGUCAUCGUUCAGAGUGACAGACAUCCGUCGUAUCUCGACACGCGGAUAGAGGCUUUCAUUGAGGCCGCACAGGAUAUCCUGGAAAAGAUGUCUGAGGAGGAAUUCUUGAAGCACCGUGCAGCAUUGGCAGCGCAGAAGCUGGAGAAACCCAAACGGCUUUCGAGCAAGGCUUCGCAGCUGUGGGGGGAGAUCACCGCCCAGGUGUACAACUUCGAUCGGCAAAGAGUGGAGGUGGAACAUCUCAGCACAAUUACUAAAGAUGAGCUUCUACAAUUCUUCAAGAAACACAUUAGUAUUGAUUCGCCGGCACGUAUGAAGCUGGCAGUGUACGUGGUGUCAUUGGCAGAGGGUGGCGCUGGCGUGGAGCAGGAGACCGACAACAAAACAGCUGAUAAAGGAACAGGCAAUAACGAA
Hyposmocoma kahamanoa is the source of this 2960-nucleotide messenger RNA. It is a transcript of the gene Ide, whose product is annotated as insulin-degrading enzyme. Gene Ontology annotation, cellular component: mitochondrion; cytosol. The transcript is spliced from 25 exons. Gene Ontology annotation, molecular function: metal ion binding; metalloendopeptidase activity. NCBI's taxonomy places the organism in Eukaryota, Metazoa, Arthropoda, Insecta, Lepidoptera, Cosmopterigidae. Gene Ontology annotation, biological process: peptide catabolic process. The annotation marks the transcript as partial. The record is from RefSeq and is a predicted model, not a curated record.